ACGUAGAGCUUAUCGUCGGACAUAUUUUUGUGUGUACAUCGAGUAGGCUUUUAUCAAUUAUCAAUAGAAUUUUUGUUGACGCUGCCAAGCGAAAUGGCCCGUCAGUAUCCGGGCAAUCACCAUGGCCAGCGAACGAGUUGCAUUGGCGAGCUACGAUAUCCCCGAACAGCAUAUUGAUAAGCGUUCUUGGGAGUCAAUCGAACAGAGCUUCGCCUCACUUUGUGUAAUUUUAGCCAAUUUUUCGGGCAUUGUGCUGGCACGUGUUUUAUCCACUCGCCCAAAUCCGAACAUAUGCUACCUUGUAGAGUUCGCAUUGAUUGUGGUGCCUACCGUUCUCUUUGUGACGGUGGCCAGCAGUUAUAGUGUCCAUUUCGUGGCACUGAUGAUGGUCCUCUUAUUGUUGUACCUUCUACGUGCGCGUCCACUGUCGCGCGCCAAGAGCCGGGCCCAGUUCCAACUGGGCACCCGGCCAUUCGUGCUGACGUUGAUGCGGUCCAUGACUCACCUGAUCACAGCAAUUUGUAUACUCGCCAUCGACUUUGCCAGCUUCCAUCGACCCUACCGGAAGAGUCGACUCUUUGGCGCCCAGCUGAUGGAUACCGGCAUUGGAUUGUUUGUGGUGACCAUGGGCCUGGUUUCACGCCGGCCUCGCAAUUGCGCCGACCUGCGCCGUAGUAUUUGGCGCUCCUCAUUGCCGCUUAUUCUACUCGGCAUAGCACGGGUCGUGGCCAUCCUGAUCGUUGGCUAUGGCCAGGACGAGCACGAGUAUGGACGGCAUCUGAAUGCCUUUUUCACGCUGGGCCUGACGAAGUUUUUCGGGAGCCUCUUCUGUUUUUUGCCCCGCAACGACACGCAUUUGUUGCCCCUGGGACUCGGUCUUCUGGUCUGUCAUCAACUAGCUUUAACUCUUGGGGGUAUAUCUGAAUACGUGAUGAACGAAGAUUUGCCGCGUUCCACGUUUGUGAGCGCCAAUCGCGAAGGUCUCUUUUCGCUGCCGGGCUUCGUGGCCAUUUACCUGUUAUCCAUAUGUCUCAGCCGCUGGCUGGUGUCCAAAACCUCGCUCAGCUACAAUGAAAUUGUUGGAAAACUGCGGAGUCUGUUGAUCAUUUCCGUGCUCUGCUGGCUUCUCAUGGCGGGCAGCGCCUACGCCGUGGGCAUCGCCCGCGUCACCUGCAACUUGGGCUACGUUUCGUGGAUGAUGUUCUUAAUAACUUCAAUGCUGUGCCUAAGCAUUUUUAUCUUCCACCUGGUCAUCGAUGACGACAAUGAGACUUUGGGCGACAUAGAGAGUUUGGAGAAGAGCCCUUUAAUCGCGACAGGAUCGGGUAAUGCCAAGGACAGAGGAGAUCUUCUUGUGAUAUGCAAUUCCUUGAAUAUGAAUGGCCUUGUGUUCUUUCUCUUGGCUAAUAUAUUGACGGGCGGUGUCAAUAUCUUUCUGGAGCCGGAGUAUCGCUCUGACCCGGCCUCCGUUUUUAUCCUGCUCGCUUACAUGUUGGUCGUGACAAGUGUGGCCCAUCUAUUGUAUAAGACGGGUAUUCGAAUUGCCUAGACCAAUUAUUUAGGUUUUCUCUGCUGUGAUAAGGCCUACCGAAAGUUUAUAGGUCCCCUCAAAUUUUGUUUGUUUCUAUUAUCUAGCAGGUGAUAAAGUAAUCGUGACUAAAGUUCAUAUACGAAUAAAUCAGAGUAUAUAAAAAUACA
Molecule: messenger RNA, 1698 nt
Organism: Drosophila virilis
Lineage: Eukaryota; Metazoa; Arthropoda; Insecta; Diptera; Drosophilidae
Gene: PIG-Wb
Product: Phosphatidylinositol glycan anchor biosynthesis class W b
Biological process (GO): protein localization to plasma membrane; GPI anchor biosynthetic process
Cellular component (GO): endoplasmic reticulum; membrane
Molecular function (GO): glucosaminyl-phosphatidylinositol O-acyltransferase activity
Source: RefSeq, a predicted model, not a curated record